Verticillium dahliae VdLs.17 is the source of this 3354-nucleotide messenger RNA. RefSeq lists its product as uncharacterized. NCBI's taxonomy places the organism in Eukaryota, Fungi, Ascomycota, Sordariomycetes, Glomerellales, Plectosphaerellaceae. Gene Ontology annotation, molecular function: ATP hydrolysis activity; ATP binding. The record is from RefSeq and is a predicted model, not a curated record. The transcript has 5 exons. The coding region runs from base 1 to 3354 and encodes 1117 amino acids. Gene Ontology annotation, biological process: double-strand break repair via homologous recombination. Gene Ontology annotation, cellular component: Smc5-Smc6 complex.
AUGGCGUCCGACGCCACCUCACGGCGACGGAGCCGGCGUGAACGCGAAGACAGCGACGAGGAAGAACACGGAGCCCCUCGGCGUCAGAGGCGUAGAGUCACCGAAUACGAAUCCGAAGAUAGCGACGGGGACGACACCAGCGAACAACAAGAGAACGAGCGAGCCUCCAGAACAAAUGGCGCCGCCAAGCCCGAUUUCGACGAGGACGGUUUCCAGCCUGGCGCUAUUCGGCGUGUCAAGGUGGAAAACUUUGUGACCUACGAGAAGGCCGAGUUCUUCCCCGGCCCCAACCUCAACAUGGUCAUCGGUCCCAACGGUACCGGCAAGAGCUCGUUGGUCUGCGCCAUCUGCCUCGGCCUGGGGUACAGCCCCAAGCAUCUAGGCCGUGCAGGUAGCGUUAAAGAGUUUGUCAAGCACGGAAAGGCCACGGCCACCAUCGAGAUUGAGCUCCAGAGGCGCCGGCAGGAUCGGAGGAACCACGUCGUCCAGGUCCAGAUCGACCGUGAGCGCAACAGUUCCCGAUUUCGACUCAACGGCAAGGAGGCGACGCACAAGGCCGUCCAGGGCCUCAUGAGGGACCUCAGUAUCCAAGUAGACAACCUUUGCCAAUUCCUGCCCCAGGAUCGGGUCGUCGAGUUCGCCGGUUGCACGCCGGUCGAUUUGCUACACGAAACCCUGAGGGCCGCAGCAGACCCUCAAAUGCUGAGGUGGCAGACGGAGCUACAGGAACUUCACAAGGACCACAAGGACCUUCAACAGCGAUCAGGCUCCCACGCCGAGACGCUAGCCAAUCUCGAAAACCGGCAGCAGGCCAUGCAAGCGGACGUGGACCGGUUCCGAGAAAGAGAGGAGGCGCUGGUACGCAUCGAUGAUUUGGGGGAUGCCCGAAAGAUCGCCCACUACCUCUUCCUGCGUACCAAAUACCGAGAGACUGAGCGCGCCUACAAAGACGCCAGGCAUCUCCUGCAGCAACUGGAGAGCGAAUCAGCCCCGGCCCUGGAAGCAGUGAACAGCAAACAGCGCUAUCACGCUGCUGUCGCUGCUGCCGUCCAAGCCCGACACGCUGCAGUCAGGGCCGUGGACGGGGCCGCAGACCGAGCACUGAAUGCGUGUGAGAACUCACAGGAAGAGAUGGCCCAGUGUCAGGCUAAGAUAGACGCCGAAAAGAAAGUUUUCGAUGUGAAGAAGAGGGAGCUGGGCCUGAUCAAGACCAGGAUCGGUCAGCUGGAACGGCGACUGAAGAACAAACCGUCUGAUUUUGACCCCAAAGAAUGGAAUCAGAAGAUUCGUGCCCAAGAACACUCGAUUCGGGAGCUCGAGGCCGAGGAUCGCCAGAUACAGACGCGAAUACGCGAUGUCCAGGAGCGAGGCCGACGGGUCAGGGAUGAGCAGAACACGCUGGCGCGGGAUCUCUCUGACCUGGAUACCCAAGAGGGACAACAACUCAAGGUCCUCGAGAAGCAUUUCCCCGACGUUGCGGCAGCUUGGAAGUGGCUACGAGAAAAUGGCGAAGAAUUUCAGCAGGAAGUCUUUGGGCCACCCAUGCUUUGCUGCAAUGUCAAGGACAAACGGUAUUCUGACCACAUCCAAGCCAUGCUGCAGCUUGACGAUUUCAUGUGCUUCACCGCUCAGACGGUGGAUGACCACAAGAAGUUGAGCGCUCAACUGUACGGUAAGCUCGGGCUGUCAGUCAGCAUCCGGACCUGCCGCAGCUCCUUCUCGUCGUUCAACAAGCUUCCCGCCGAGGAAGCCCAGCGCAUGGGCUUUGACUGCUGGGCGAUCGACCAGUUGAGCGGUCCCGAGCCGGUCCUCGCAAUGCUUUGUAACGAAAAGAAGCUUCAUCUAGCAGGUAUCGGGCUCAAGGAUGUCAAUGAGACCCAAUACGAAGCUCUUAUGCAGGAGGACAAGGUGCAAAACUGGGCGACCGGUAAUCAAUUGUAUGCUGUGAAACGCCGAAGAGACCUGAAGGCGGUUUCCAACACAACCCGCGAAAUACAGCCAGGCCGUUGGUGGAAAGACGAAGUGGAUUUGGCCGAGAAGCAGGAGCUACAACGGCGCCUCGACGAGGUCAAGCAGAACAUGGCAGUUCUUCGGGAGGAGAACACGAGCAUCAAGAAGGAAGCCGAGGAGAACCACGCACAGCGAGAGUCCAUCCUGGCAGUGACGGAGGACCUGAAAGAACAGAAAAAGGUACUCCAGAAGGAGUUCAGCGAGUACCAAGCCAUUCCAGCGAAGCUCGAACAUGAAAAGAAGUUGGGCGUUAAGAAGCAAGACGAGCUGGAGUCGUGCCGCGCAGUCAUUAUCGAUCUUGAAGUGCAAUGCGAUAAAGCUGUACUGGAGACUGCUCGUGCAGGCUUGACGUAUCAGCAGAAUAUCGCAAACAUGCACGACGCCCAGCAAGCACUCAUCGAGGGCCAGAUCCGUGAGAUUGAGGCACGGUCUGACUUUGAAGGGCUCAAGGAUAAGAACACAACACUCGUGAAAAGGUUGGACCAUGAGAAGAGGAAGAUUGCUGAGGUCGAGAGGGAGAAACAGUCUUCGAAGUAUGAGGCCAGAGAAGCUCACGACAAGGUUCAGGAGAUGUGCGUCCAAGCGGCAGAUCCGGCUGCACGACAGGUUUACCUCACUGAGAUGGCUGCCGGCAAGACGCUCGAGGAUAUCGACAACGAGAUCAAGGCCGAGAGCGCCAAGCUCGAGCUGCUCCACGCCAACCCCAAUGCCAUGCGUGACUACGACAAGCGAGCCAAAGACAUUGAAAAGAUCCGUCGCGAGAUGGAAGAAGCACAGAGCAAGAGCGACCAGCGGAUGCGACAGAUCACAAGGCUCCGCGAGAAAUGGGAGCCGAAGCUUGAGGAGCUUGUCAGGCAGAUCAACGACGCGUUCGCAUACAACUUUGAGCAGAUCAACUGCGGUGGCGAGGUGCGCAUUCACAAAGACGAAGACUUUGACCAGUGGGCACUAGACAUCAUGGUCAAGUUCAGGCAAAGCGAAACUCUGCAGAAGCUCGACCAGCACCGACAAUCCGGCGGCGAGCGCGCCGUGUCGACCAUUUUCUUCCUUAUGGCGCUUCAGUCCAUGGCGCGCUCGCCCUUCCGUGUCGUCGACGAGAUCAACCAGGGCAUGGACCCGCGCAACGAGCGCAUGGUGCACGAGCGCAUGGUCGAGAUUGCGUGCCGCGAGCACACGAGCCAGUACUUCCUCAUCACGCCGAAGCUGCUCACGGGCUUGAGGUACGACGAGCGCAUGCGUGUACUGUGUAUCGCCAGCGGCGAGCACAUGCCCACCGAGGGCAAGAAGCUCGACUUUGGAAGGUGUCUGCAGAUCCACAAGCGCAGCAUCGGCGCCGCCGCGUGA